UACCGAAACCAGUCUUUUUUUGAAGAAAUGAAAAUAAAAGAAAGAAAGAAAGUGUAUAAAAUGAUCUUUGAAGCCAGCGAACGCUUAAGAAAACUAGAGAGAAAGAGAAAGAGAAAGAAAGGAGUUCAUUUUCUCCGACCUAAAGCCUCGUCUUUCGCCAAACUGCUUCUUCUCUACAACGUAAGGGAAAUAAAAGGAAAAGAGUAUAAAAGAAAAAGAGAGUUUUUUUUUUUCGUGGUUCGGUCUGGUGGUCGAAUUUCGAAGGAGAUACUCAGUAGCUGCAUUAUUACGUGUUUACUUUACGAGUUUACUUCAGUGUUUAGAAUUCAGGUUUUCGUUGGUUUAAUCAUUCCGUCGCUGAAAUUCACGUUAAAAUCGUUUCAAUUCAGAUCAAAGCAGAUUCGGUGACAAAAAAAUAUAAUUCUGACUCGGUCAGUUGAACAAGUGGAGAAGAUCUCUCGGAGCUGGAAAUUGUCGAAUUUUUUCAAGGAAAACGAAAGAAAAAAGUCGAGAAAGUUUUCUUUUCGAGCGUCCAAGUUAAUUACGGUUCAGAAUUUUGGAAUCUGAAUUCAAUUGCUUGGAAAGCUUUCAUGUUUUGAAAGCGUCAAGUAAAUGCGCCUCCGAUCUCAGGUGGAGGCCUAGUUUUUUACCGACGAAAUUUACUUUCUCGAGGUGAAACGGAUCUGAUAAAGCAAUCGGACAGCUCAAGCUCUGCGAAUUCAUUGAAUUGCCAUAGAAUUUUGAAUUCCGCUCGUCAAAAAUUAUAUAACGUAAUAUAUUUUCUGAUCCAAAGUUUCCCUGCAAAAAAGGGAAAAAAAAUCUGAAGCUGUAGAUGGAGCUCCCUCAAUCCCGUCCUUUCGGAGCUGAAGGAAGGAAAUCAACGCAUGACUUUCUGUCACUGUACAGUCAUCCAAGCGUCCAACAAGAUCCCAGGCCACCUUCUCAUGGCGGGUACCUGAAAACUCACGAUUUCCUACAACUGGAACGCCUAGGGAAGACAAGUGCCAAGGAGGAAACACCAGUGGAGGUAGCAACUGCUGAAAAGCCGCCACCGCCGGCACCACCUCCUUCUGUGGAACACAUUCUCCCUGGUGGAAUUGGAACUUACAGUAUAAGCCACAUUUCCUAUUUUAAUCCUAGGGUUCCAAAAGCGGAGGGGGCUAUAUAUAAUGUAGCUCAAGGGAGUAAUACCGAGAGAAAUGACGAAAACUCCAACUGCAGUUCUUACGCAGGGAGUGGUUUCACUUUGUGGGAAGAAUCUGCAGGAAAGAAGGGAAAGACAGGGAAGGAGAAUGCCGGAGAAACACCCGUUGUAAGAGAAGCGGCGGGAAAGGUCGGUCAGUGGGCCACGUCGUCGUUGGAGAGGGCGUCGCAGUCGUCAACCAACAACCAUCGCAACAGUUUCAGCUCUCUCUCUUCUUCUCAGCCAUCAUCAAAGCAGAAAUCCCAAAGCUUCAUGGAAAUGAUAAAAUCAGCAAAGGGUAGCGCACAGGAUGAUGAUUUUGAAGAAGAUGAAGAUUUUGUUCUCAAGAAAGAGAGUUCUACUACUACCCAUAGUAAAGGAGAAUUGAGAGUAAAAGUGGAUGGAAAGAGUGCACCUGAUCAGAAGGCCAACACACCAAGGUCGAAACAUUCUGCUACUGAGCAGCGGAGAAGGAGUAAAAUUAAUGACAGAUUUCAGAUGCUAAGAGAUCUCAUUCCUCAUAGUGACCAAAAGAGAGAUAAGGCCUCAUUUUUAUUAGAGGUUAUCGAGUACAUUCAGUUUUUACAGGAAAAAGUACAUAAGUAUGAGGGAACAUAUCAAGGAUGGAGCCAUGAACCAUCAAAAUUGAUGCCAUGGAGAAACAACCACAGGCCCACAGAAAAUUAUGCUGAUCAAUCUCGAGCCAUAAAUGGUGUGUCCGCUCCUGCCUUAGUUUUUUCUGCAAAGUUUGAUGAGAAAAACAUCACUGUUGCUCCAACCAUUCCUGGAAGUGCACACAACCCAAUAGAAUCUGAUAUGAGCACAGCUACUACCUUCAGAGCGAUAGACCUUUCUCCUGGAAUGAUGAAUAAGACAAUGCCCUUCCCUGUUUCACUACAGCCAAACUUCUUUGCCUCUGCCCAGAGUACUGGUGCAGCAGCUCAACUUGUACCAAGACUGCCUUCUGAUGUAGCAAACUGUGCAUCUCAGCCUCAGUCUAUAGCAUGUCAUAGUGGAUCCUUUACUACUGAUGGUGCUCUUCCUAGUGAAAAGCUGAAAGAACAAGAGCUGACAAUUGAAGGUGGAACAAUUAGCAUCUCAAGUGUAUAUUCGCAAGGGUUGUUGAAUACUCUAACACAAGCACUGCAGACUUCUGGAGUGGAUUUGUCACAUGCCAGCAUCUCAGUGCAAAUUGAGCUUGGGAAGCGAUCCAGUAGUAGGCCUACUGCUUCAGCAUCCACACUUAAGGAUAGGGAGGCUCCCACUGCAAAUCAGGGGACGACACGUUCUAGAGUUGGAUGCGGUGAGGAUUCUGAUCAACCCCUAAAGAAGCUGAAGACAUGAAAAAGGCCAGCGUGACGAUUUUUCAGGAUAUUCAUUUUUGAUUAAAUUAAUUCAUUUUUUGGAGUAGCCUGCCCUAGCCCGAGGGUUAUGCACUCAUCCUAGUUAAUAAACUAGCUAGUGGAAGACAAAGAUCCCAUGUACAUCUAGUUGAAAGCUUUCAGGUUUUGUAGGGAUGCAUAGAAUUCCCAGCAAACAAAUAUGUGAUUAUUUAUCUAUUCAUUUGUGUAAUUUACUAUAUAUAUGGAUGUUGAGAAGCUGCUUUUCAUUGAAGGCUUCCUUCAUCAUCUCAAAGUUUCUUCCCUUUUCCUUCA
Messenger RNA from Theobroma cacao (cacao), 2838 nucleotides. RefSeq names its product basic helix-loop-helix (bHLH) DNA-binding superfamily protein (gene BIM1). Gene Ontology annotation, biological process: DNA-templated transcription. NCBI's taxonomy places the organism in Eukaryota, Viridiplantae, Streptophyta, Magnoliopsida, Malvales, Malvaceae. Gene Ontology annotation, molecular function: protein dimerization activity; DNA-binding transcription factor activity. The record is from RefSeq and is a predicted model, not a curated record.